Molecule: messenger RNA, 1275 nt
Organism: Talaromyces rugulosus
Lineage: Eukaryota; Fungi; Ascomycota; Eurotiomycetes; Eurotiales; Trichocomaceae
Exons: 7
Coding region: 1-1275 (424 amino acids)
Source: RefSeq, a predicted model, not a curated record
AUGUAUACCAAACGGAAUCCGGCUUGGACUCUGUUCCUAUUGAGCACCUUACCUACUGGAUGGACUCUUUCUUUUGAAAUACCAUCAACCCCUCCAGCUAAUUCUAGUGGGAUUCUCAGCGCCGCUCCGGUCGGUGUGUCCUUUGAAUUUUUUGCCUUUCCCGGCUACAUGCAAGAUGUUCCUGGAACAGCGCAAUGUCUAGCCAACUUGGAAGCAGCAGCUGGUGCCAGUCCUACAAUUCGAAUCGGUGGUACCACACACAUCGCCGCAGCACAAACGGCUGUUGGUGCAGUGUCCAAUCUUAGCGCAUUUGAGCUAGGGAACGAGCCUGACGCGUAUUCCAACUCCGAUCCAAUCGCGGAAGGAAAUACCUGGUCGGCUUCGGCCGAUGCUUCUACUCAGGUCUCUUGGCAGGAGUCCGUUGCAUCCGCUAUUGGAAAAACAGACAUCAUACAGGCUGGAGUGUUCUCAUCAAAGAAGACAUUUAAUGUUCAAGAGCUUUCUGCUGCUGAGGGGAGUGCAGCAGCCUAUGUGAAAUCAUUCUCUGAUCACUAUUACCCGCAAACUGCAGGAUACGACAAUUUGGAGCUUUUGAUGAACCACACGGCAAUCAAGAACAGUAUAUCAUGGGCUGUAGACGAAAUCACUGCUGCCAAGAACCUGUCAAAGGAUUUUGUUAUGGGUGAAACUAAUUCUGCAACUGGUAUAGGUGGAGGCGCCGAUGUUAGUCCUACGUACGGGGCAGCAUUGUGGGUUCUCGACUACGUAUUGCAAGCAGUCCUAAUCGAUAUCAAGGAACUAUAUUUCCACCAGGGAACUAUUGGUAAUUGUCGGUAUUGCUGGUGGGGGAGAUACGACAUGGGAGCACCAUAUUAUGGUGCCUACAUGGCUUCGCUCGCGUUGAGCGGAGCGUCACGAAUCGCCGAGUUCGAUACGGGCGACCCCAGAUAUGCAGCAUACGCCAUCUACAGCGGAGAUGCCCCGGUCAAGGUUUUGCUGUACAAUUCUGAUUAUUUUACCGGCGGAACCCGCGAUUCUGUCAACUUCACCAUUUCCGGCAUUCCAAACACCGCGGCUACUGCCCAAAGACUAACGAGUAGCUCCGCUACAAACAGAGUUGACGAAGGUGCUACUGUUACGAUCGCAGGCCAGUGGUUCGCCAAUGGUACGUGCAUUCAGACCGGAACUGAGUCUUUAGAGACAACCGCUGUCUCUGACGGAGAGGCAACCUUUACUGUUGCAGCAGCUGAGGCCCUGUUAAUUAGUAUUGUGUAA